Cololabis saira (Pacific saury) is the source of this 3128-nucleotide messenger RNA. RefSeq names its product prolyl 4-hydroxylase, beta polypeptide (gene p4hb). Gene Ontology annotation, molecular function: protein disulfide isomerase activity. NCBI's taxonomy places the organism in Eukaryota, Metazoa, Chordata, Actinopteri, Beloniformes, Belonidae. The coding region runs from base 1 to 1713 and encodes 570 amino acids. The transcript is spliced from 11 exons. Gene Ontology annotation, biological process: response to endoplasmic reticulum stress; protein folding. Gene Ontology annotation, cellular component: endoplasmic reticulum. The record is from RefSeq and is a predicted model, not a curated record.
AUGCGCAGUGCAGCUGACCCCUCUGCUUGUGCGAGCACUGCCACGUUAGUAGCGGCAGACACAAAACACCCGCUACUCUCCCGGCCCCGAGCAAGCAGCGACCCCGCCACCACCAGACGCUCUUCAGAACCAAACCCAGCUCCGACCAGCUCCUGCACACCUGCACACCUGUCCUACCGGCCCGAGAGCAUGUUUAAGCUGCUGCUGCUGCUGAGCCUGGCCGCGGCCAGGGCUGAGCUCGGCGAGGAGGAGGACGUGCUGGUGCUCAAGAAGAGCAACUUCGAGGAGGCUCUGCUGGCUCACCCCAACAUCCUGGUGGAGUUCUAUGCACCAUGGUGCGGCCACUGCAAGGCCCUGGCUCCGGAGUACGCCAAGGCCGCCGGCAUGCUGAAGGCCGAGGGCUCGGCCAUCCGCCUGGGGAAAGUGGAUGCCACAGAAGAGGCCGACCUGGCUCAGGAGUACGGGGUCCGCGGGUACCCCACCAUCAAGUUCUUCAAGGGAGGAGACAAGGAGUCUCCCAAAGAGUACUCUGCUGGCAGGCAAGCAGAUGACAUCGUCAACUGGCUGAAGAAGCGCACAGGACCCGCCGUGGCCACCCUGGCCGAGGUCUCCGAGGCCGAGUCUCUGAUUGCUGAUAACGAGGUGGCCGUCAUCGGCUUCUUUAAGGACGCCAGCUCUGAAGGGGCCAAAGCCUACGAGAAAGCAGCUGAAGCCACUGAUGACAUUCCCUUCGCCAUGACCUCAAGCGAUGCCGUCUUUUCAAAGUUUGAAGUGUCCAAGGAUGGCAUCGUCCUCUUCAAGAAGUUUGAUGAAGGCCGCAACACCUUCGACGGAGAGAUGACCAAAGAGAACCUCCUGGCUUUUGUCAAGUCCAACCAGCUGCCGCUGGUCAUCGAGUUCACCGAGCAGACUGCCCCUAAAAUCUUCGGAGGAGAAAUCAAGUCCCACAUCCUCAUGUUCCUGCCCAAAACUGCAUCAGACUUCCAGGAUAAAAUGGACCAGUUCAAGAAAGCUGCAGAGGGAUUCAAGGGUCAGAUCCUUUUUAUUUUCAUUGACAGCGAUAUUGACGACAACCAGCGCAUCCUGGAGUUCUUCGGCCUGAAGAAAGAGGAGUGCCCCGCCAUCCGCCUCAUCACCCUGGAGGACGAGAUGACAAAAUACCGGCCAGAAAACCAAGCCAUCACAGCAGAAAGCAUCACCGAGUUCUGCACGCGGUUCACCGAGGGAAAGCUAAAGCCCCACCUCAUGAGCCAGGACAUUCCCGAGGACUGGGACAAAACCCCCGUCAAGGUCUUGGUUGGCAAGAACUUUGAGGAGGUCGCCUUCAGUCCCAGCAAGAACGUCUUCGUGGAGUUCUAUGCACCUUGGUGCGGACACUGCAAACAGCUGACUCCCAUCUGGGAGAAGUUGGGGGAGAAAUUCAAGGACAGCGCUGACAUCGUCGUAGCCAAGAUGGACUCCACAGCCAAUGAGAUCGAGUCCGUCAAAGUCCACAGCUUCCCCACCCUGAAGUUCUUCCCUGCAGGAGACGAGCACAAGGUGAUAGACUACAACGGAGAGAGAACAUUGGAGGGCUUCACCAAGUUCCUGGAGAGCGGUGGUAAAGAGGGAGGCGCCCCUGCAGAAGACGAGGAUGACCUGGAUGGAGAGGACUUCGAAGACGGGGACGAGGAUUCAGACGGCGAGGACGGAGAUGGACACGACGAGUUGUAAGCGCUGCGGGAGGAGAUUAAAGGAGAGGAGAUGAGUCCCACCCCGAACCCGUUCAGCCAGUCACCAUCACCACCUUCACUUCCUCGUGGACCUUCCCCCGUCCUGUGGAGAUCAAACGUUUCCCCGUCAAACAAGCUCACGCCGGCCGGCCAGCCAGCCAGUCACUGGCCGGCAAGGCCGGUUAUUAUUUCCACCAGCCACAUCGUCAACCUCCCAACUUCCUACCAGACUGGUCUCAUCCCUCCUGGGGGAGGACUUGAUGGAACAGCGCACCACCUCUGUGGUAGACUUCAAUGCCUUGUUUGCCUUGUAUAUUUCAAACUAAAUGUAAAGAAAAAAAAAAAAAAAAUGGCAUUGAGAAGUUUUCAAAAAAUGUAAACAUUUCCAGAAGAGAGAGCCCCCUUUUCUCUAGCGAAAAGAAAAGCCUUGCCAUGAUUCAUUGUGGGCCUGAGCUAAGAGUGUCACCUGUAUUGAGCGGUAAGGGGGGGCUGCCAGUGUUCUUCUCCCUGUGAAAGAAACCAGGACCAGCGUUCGUGGUGGUUUUGUAAGGACUGAUCUCUCAGGGGAAGAGGGGCCAUCUUGUAUUCUUUUGUUUCUUUCUUUCUUUUAAUCAUUUCUUCACUAAAAUAAAGCCCACAGUUUGUCCAGCGUAGCACCAAGAAAGUGCCCCCCCUCAUCAGCAGCAAGACUGAUUUAUUAUCUUUUGUCUUUCGGGGCUAUAUGUUCAGUUCAGUUGAGUUUUACUUUUCAUUUUCAAAUAACUGGUUCUGUUUCCUCAUUUCAACAUAGCUACUGACUUUAUUUUUGAAAAGGAACACGGUUAACUUUUUGUGGGAAAUCCUAUUUUAUUUAAUUUGUCACAUUAAGGGUUUUUUUUUUUUUUCUUUUUUUAAAGAUUUGUCAUUUUUUAAUAUGUGGUUGUGCCCACCUGUUAUCAGUCGGCCGUGUGUGGGCGGAGUUGGCCCUCGGACACACUCUCAGACCCGGGGUGACGGUUGGAGCCGGUUCUGAUUGGUCGCACUGCGUUUACGCCGGAUCAGAGAUUUACCGCGGUUACUAAAGCAAACGGAGAUUGGCACGGUUUCAUGGCCGGUUUGGUCUGAGAGGUGCGUUUGUAUCUGAAGUGGGGAGGGAACAGUUGUACAGCCCCACGCCUCACCCACGCUGGAGCCCCCGGCACCCCGUUACGCUCGUCCCAGCACCCCGGAGCCGUGUGUGUGUGUGUGUUGGAGUGAAUGUGUGUGUGUUGGAGUGAAUGUGAGGUGUGUGUUUUGGCGAGGGGGGGCUGGGAUGAGCAGAGCAGGGUGACGGACGCGUCAGCGGAGCAGCGGUGCGGGAACCUAACAAAACAUUCCUCAUGUUAGAAUUAUGUGGAAAAAACGUGAAACGGUGGCCAAUAAAGAAAAAUACAUCUA